Molecule: messenger RNA, 228 nt
Organism: Enterobius vermicularis (human pinworm)
Lineage: Eukaryota; Metazoa; Nematoda; Chromadorea; Rhabditida; Oxyuridae
Source: the annotation of a GenBank genome assembly
AUGACCGGCAGGAAAAAUUUUGUUGAUGACACUGAUGAUGAUCAUGAUGACGAGGAAGGAUGGAAAGAAGGAAGUAAGGAAGGAGAGACAGAAAGAAAGAAAGAAAGGAAGGAAAAAGAAGGAAUAAAAAAAAGAAAGAGUGUUCGAACUACUGCAGCUUGGAUUGAUACAUAUGAAUUUAUGGAGCAAUUAUUUGGGCAUGAAACAAACGGGAUAUACUUCCUUUGA